AUGGAAAUACCUAACUAUGAUAGCACUGAUAACCCAGAUAAAAAAUACAAACAGCUGUAUCUUUACAUGCCAUCAGACACAUUUCGAAUGUUAAUCUGUGGAAAUAGUGGAAGUGGUAAAACUAAUUUGUUGUACCACAUGUUAAUUAAGCCACUGUUGUACAACUAUGAGAUUUAUCUCUAUGCGCGUAAUCUAGAGCAGGAUAAAUACAAACGGUUAAUACAAAAGAUGAGAGAGUUGUCCCAUAAACUCGGCUAUGAAAUACUUCAUGUGAGUAAUGAUGAAAUAACCCCAGUGACAGAAAUGGAUUAUGAAGACAACCAAAAACUUGUAAUAUUCGAUGAUUACGUCUGUGAUAAAAACCAGAGACAAAUCAUUGAUUAUUUCAUUCAAGGACGUCAUAAGAAUCAGUCCAGGCCACAACCAGAUCUGGAUAUAUGAUGACGUCACCCACAUUUGCAAAAUGGCGCCCACGCUGAGAAACACGACGAAAGGUCACUUCCUGGCUCUUUGCUGCGCUUAGAAGUGUCCUUUCCCCAGACUACUUUGAGAGCUGUGACUUUAGACAAUGAGAGAUCAGGGGUGUAAAAAAAAAAUGCCGUCCGAUAAAGGUUUGUGCGUUCUUGGGAGGUAAAACGACCGAACACGAGAGUUUUCCAGCUCAAAGAAAUGCCCGACAGGGAGCAAAACAUCGAAAAAAAGAAGGUGAGUGUCAUUUUUUGGACUGUUGGAAAAAAUUUUUUGGAAAUCUACAUAAGAUUUGCUUGUUGAUAGUGGUCUGUUUGGUGUAGUGCAAAGCAGUUUCACAUAGUGCUGUGCUUUUAAAGAUGCAAAAGUCAGUUGCGCAGUUAAAUGACUGCCUUGUCACGAGUUCAGAAAAGUGAAAACAACAACAAUAGCCCCAAGCGAGCCCACAUUGUCGGAGGCAAUACGAUAGCUUUGAAUACAAAAAUCUUGACUGAAAUGAUGAUGGUUGAUUAAUCACUGUCAUGAGUCAGUAUGCAACAGUGCAAACCAGUUUCCCACUUAUAUAAUUUUCGAUUACUGAAUUGAAAUGUCAGUACUGACAAUAUAAUAAGAGCAUUGGAGUGUAUAAGAGCAUAAAUGUACACAGAUUGAGGUACAUAAAAAAAUGCCUGUAUUUUCGAUUGCUCAUAUAAUUUUUUAAUUUAUUAUUUAUUUGUUACUUUACUUUGCCUUAGGUUAUGACAUGCAAGGUGGAAAAUGUGAAGAAUGGCUGAAAAUACACUUUAAACAGGACACCAAAUAUAAUGAUCGAUCUUACAAAACUGUUCCAUAUUUCAUUACAGUCAAACCCCAUUAAUAUGGACACUGGAGGGGGCCAUAGGAAGUGUCUAUAUAACGGAGGUGUCCAUAUCAAGCAGGUCCUGUUAUAAAAGUCAAAAAUACACUUUUUUAUCGAAAUACUACAGCAUCACACCUAACAUCUUUAAACAUCACUAUGCUCUUAUUCUGCAGACUGUGUCCAUGAAAACACACGGAAGUCUCGAGAAAAUCGAUCAAAAAUUAUGUAAAAUUUACCAUCUCGAUUGAUGUCAAAAUUGUCUAUUAUUGUUGUGCACAAUUCAUUCAUUUUGGUGUACUGUGAUGCUGGGAACAUGGACAUGGCGUCAAUUAAGUGAAAGGUUUUUUUACCCUACAAAAAAAAGAGGUUGACUGCAGCACACAAUGGACUAUAAAGUGUGCGGAUUAGCGAGGUUGACUUUAUAUGAGAAUCUGUUCAUUGAGGAAGAAAAAAACGCCCAUCAUCCACUUUAACAGGUCAGUCUGUAUUAAGUGGGUUGAAUAAAGAGAAAAAUUGAGGGUUUUCCCCAGUGACCAAGGAAACUUCCCAUAAUAAGAGGGAGUCCACAUUAAGCUGGUGUCCGUAAAGAGGGGUUUGACUGUAUGAUACAGGACAAACAUAAUCUAAUAAUAAUAGAGGCUUAGUGCCGACUAAGUUUUUCAGUGUGUAUGUAUUCCAUCCACAGUGACAGGAUAUUACUAUAAUGGCAUAGUUUUUACACUAAAUGAAGAAAACUCAGAAACCCAGGCAUUGUUUGGGACAAGACAAGACAGCCUUUAUUAAUCAUAACAAAAUACAAUACAUGGUAAAUAACUAAAAGGUAUUAUUUAGUAUAAAAAUAAAGUGCUCCAACAAAUAAGAAAGACCUAACUAAAAAAGAAUUAAAACAACCUCAAUCAAAUAAUAAAAGUGAUCACACUGUCCAUGAAUAGAACAAAAUAAAACCCUACAGGGAGGGAGGGAGGGAAAUGAUUGCUAGUGCAGUAAAAGUGAAUGUUGCUACUGCAAUGCCAAGUGAGAAUGCGACUAAACUAGAAUUGUAUCCGUCUGUAACCCAUAUUACAGUCGUGGUAUUCCUAUCUACCGUAAAACUACUAUAUCCUAGGUAGUAGACACAUGGUAUUAUAAAAUCUCUUAUGCCAAAAAACUACUGUGAUGCUGUACUAGCCCUGCAUCCCAAUGUGACACCUUCCUUUGAGAUUUAGAACCGCAUCAGUCGUCUCAACUGAUGCACCCCCUUGAGAACAAUAAUUUAACGGAACAAAUUUUUUUAAAAAAUAUUGAGAUAUAAAUAUAUAUAAUAUUUUCUAUUCUUGUGAAAAACCAUUCUAUUAAAUAUUUUGACAGAAACAAUAUGAAAAGUCUGCACAUCUAUUUCAUUUUUCAAAGCUGUUUUUCAAAAUACAAUUGUCAAAUUAUGUUUACAUCUUCUCAGUGACUAUUUAACAGCUAUUAGAACACGAAUAAGUCCACUUGCAUUCCCAUUUUCAUCCGCAAUGGGGUUUUGCAAUUUGCAAUAAGCAAAGACAGAAGUUCGUUAACGACUGCUUACGACUCUUCGCGAGUGCAAUUUCUACAAAUUUUAUUUAUUUCUUUGACCUUCGCAUAUUUCCAACAUGUGUGACGAUUCAAUAUACUGGAAAUUUAUAUACAGCAAGAAUAAUUAGCAUUAAGAUUAUCAUUAUCAAUCCUUAGAUCGAAAUUAGAUUUUUGCGCGUAUGGUAUUGCGCCCGAAGUAGAAUAGAACAGACUUCUCCAGGUCGAAGCUGUGCUCGCAGAAAUUACUCCAAACAGGACUUCUUAAAACCUUACCACUUGAAAUGUAUCGCGGUAUUCAAAUUCCCUAUUCUUCCAAUUCGAUCGGAGUCGUCGAGUUGUUUCUGGUCUAUCAUCAGAAAUCCACGGGUGUUUACAGAAAGCGUUCUCGAUCAUUAACAUCUCGAUAUUCGUAAAUCGAACGCUAUGACGCAUAAAAUAAUCUCGAUUAAUCGGCUCCGUAUUGCUGUUACUUUUCUUCAAGGUACAUUCCACCCAAAGCACUCGACAGCUGUUAAUUUUUUUUGCUUCGAAGUUUCCCUGUUCGACAUUUCUGUCGAGCUUAGUCCUUUCGCAGUCAAGUCAAUGUUUUGGUUGAGCUCUGAGCCAAUCAGAUUGCAGGAAAUUACAUAUCCAGAUCUGGUUGUGGCCCGGACUGAGAAUUGCUCGGUGAUUUACCUCAGUCAAUCAUUUUACAAAACUCCAAAGGAUAUUCGACUGAAUUGUUCUCACUACUGCUUGUACGAAUUUCCAUCAUCGAGGGAGUCCAACAGAAUAUCAUCUGAGUUAGGAGUUGAAAAAGAACAGUACAAAGCGGCAACUAGAAAACCGUACACAUUUCUGUAUGUGGAUAAACCAAAGAAAUUCAUUGCAAAAAACUUUACCGAUUAUAUAUGCAAUAAUUAAAAUGGGAAUAUUUAACGAACAAUCUUUUGAUCAUCCAUUUGCUAGGGGAAUUCAAGGCGCUCCAGGAGUUGGAUUUAAUCUCACUUCAAGUGGGGAUUAUGAUAUGAUAAAUAAAAAACUAAGAAAUAUUGGUGCUCCGGCAUCCAACACCGAUACAGCAACCAAGAAGUAUGUUGAUGACAAUUCUGGGGAUGGAAACACAUCAUAA
Molecule: messenger RNA, 3956 nt
Organism: Porites lobata
Lineage: Eukaryota; Metazoa; Cnidaria; Anthozoa; Scleractinia; Poritidae
Source: the annotation of a GenBank genome assembly